Molecule: messenger RNA, 598 nt
Organism: Mugil cephalus (flathead mullet)
Lineage: Eukaryota; Metazoa; Chordata; Actinopteri; Mugiliformes; Mugilidae
Gene: pclaf
Product: PCNA clamp associated factor
Exons: 4
Coding region: 118-471 (117 amino acids)
Biological process (GO): translesion synthesis; regulation of cell cycle
Cellular component (GO): nucleus
Molecular function (GO): chromatin binding
Source: RefSeq, a predicted model, not a curated record
AGGAGAAGAAGAAAUGUCCCGCUGUUCUUUUAAACCGAGGCGGGACAUUUCUCUGGCUCAGUCUGGUCGCUGUAGUUCAUCUUAAAACAUCAUUAACUUGAACAGGCCGUUGCCAACAUGGUGAGAACUAAAGCCGACAGCGUUCCUGCAUCUUAUAGAAAAGCUGUUGCAGCUGCAGCUCCCAGGAAGAGUCUGGGCUCCAGUUCCGCCAACGCGUCCUCCAGCAGCCAGUGCUCCACACCAGCUAAGAACAAAUACGCCGGAGGAAACCCGGUGUGUCCCCGUCCCACCCCCACCUGGCAGAAGGGCAUCGGGGACUUCUUCGGCGGCCCCCCCAGGAAGCCGGAGAAGGAGAACCAGAGGCCCCUGGAGGUGGAGGACGACGAGGAGGCUGGAGGCAGCGGCGUUUCCAAGCCCAGCAGGAAGUCCCGGCCGCUUCCCGCUGAGGACGAGGACGAGGACGACAACUGAACCAUGAAGACUUUGUCCCGUUUUCUGUCUUCUCUCAGAAUUGUUCCCGUUUUAAUGUACAUCUGUAUAUAAUUCUAUUCAUUUCAGUUUGUAUAGUUCAAUAAACGUUUUUCUAUUGUUUUUAAAA